Pseudonaja textilis is the source of this 3972-nucleotide messenger RNA. The record is from RefSeq and is a predicted model, not a curated record. Lineage: Eukaryota; Metazoa; Chordata; Lepidosauria; Squamata; Elapidae.
AUGCUUUUUAAAGAGACCCUCGCUGUCAUUUUUCUGUGGGCGGUGUUCCCCGUCGACGGCAGGGAAUCCCGGGGCCACAUUUCUGUCGUCCUCCUGGGUGCCACGGGGGAUUUGGCCAAAAAAUACCUGUGGCAAAGCUUGUUCCAGCUUUACGUCGACGAAGCGACGAACGGGCACACGUUUACUUUCUAUGGGGCCGCUCAGAAGGAGCCCGAGGUGGGGCGGAAGCAGAUGUUUGAUCCCUUGAGAAACCUGGCCUGCUCCCCGGAGGUGCCUCCCAACAGAUGCGCGGUGUUAAAGGACCAGUUCUUGAAAUUGACGGAGUACCACCAGCUCAAAGGGGAAGACGACUACGCCCGUCUCAACCAGGGUAUUCAAACCAGCCUGGCUCAGGAGGAACUGGUGGAAACCGGGCGCAUCUUUUACCUGUCCGUGCCGCCGUUCGCCUACGCCGAAAUUGCCCGGCACAUUAACAGCAGCUGCAGGCCGCCUUCGGGUGCCUGGCUGCGCGUGGUGCUGGAGAAACCGUUCGGCCACAAUUUGCUCUCGGCGCAACAGCUGGCAGAAGAGCUCGCCGCCGUCUUCCGCGAAGAGGAGAUUUACCGGGUGGAUCAUUACCUGGGGAAGCAGGUGGUGGCUCACAUUUUACCCUUCCGGAAUCAAAACCGAGAAAAAUUGGACCCACUCUGGAAUCGCCAUCAUGUGGAACGCGUGGAAAUUGUUCUGAAAGAAACUGUGGAUGUCAAAAAUCGCACAGAGUUUUACGAGCAGUAUGGCGUCCUCCGCGACAUGCACCAGAACCACCUGACCGAAAUCCUGAUGUGUCUCGCCAUGGAGCUACCCGCCAACCUCACCAACUCGGAAGAAGUCCUCCGGAGCAAGCUCGGGGCUUUCUCCAGCUUGCGAAGCUUGGAAAAAAACAGCGCCGUGAUUGGCCAGUACGCGGCAUACAGCACCCAUGUGAGGGAGGAGCUUCAGAAGGGGCAGGACUAUUUCACCAAGACGCCAACAUUUGCAGGGGUCCUCGUUCAUUUGGACAAUCUACGCUGGGAAGGGGUACCGUUCGUCCUGACGUCCGGCAAAGUCCUCGACGAGCGGGCCAGCUACGUCCGCAUCCUGUUCAGAAACCAGGCGCACUGCGUCCAGACCGAGAGUGCCUGGGAGGCCGGACGCAGCUAUUGCAAGCCGAAACAGAUCGUCUUCUCCAUUGGGGGCGGAGAGCUGAAUUCACCCGCGAUCCUGGUUAGCCGCAACCUCUUUCGGCCGGCCAUGCCCCGCGGCGCCUGGAAAGAGUUCUCGGACCGCCCACAGCUCCGCCUUUGGGGCCAAAGUCUCUCCGAUUAUCACGUCUACGUCCCCGCUACCCAGCGGGACGCUUAUCCCUUCCUGCUCUCGGCGAUCUUCCACGGGAGGAAGGAAUCCUUCAUCACCACAGAGAAUUUGCUGGCCUCAUGGGCCUUUUGGUCCCCGUUGCUGGAUCAGCUGAGCCGCGAAUUGCCCCGCCUGUAUCCCGGAGGCCCAGAAAACGGGGCCCUGUUAGAUUUUGAGAUGAUUGGCAAGGAAGUGGCUUUUCUAACUAGAGAGACUCUGGAGGUGAUCGACGCUGAGAAUAAACACACCGCCAACCAAUUCCAGACCUUGCUCUCCUCCUUUCGGGAGAGCCGGUUGGUUACUGCCUGGCCUGACGACCUCGUCGGCCGCCUGGCAUCCGACAUAGAGACCACGGCGCUCGACGCCAUCCGGCGGCGCGGCGAGUUCCACUUGGCGCUUUCUGGCGGCUCAAGCCCCUUGGCCUUGUUCCGGCAACUCAGCAGGCAUCACUACGGCUUUCCGUGGAAGCAGACUCACUUAUGGAUGGUGGACGAGCGCUGCGUCCCGCUGGCCGACCCGGAAUCGAAUUUCGGGCACCUCCACCAUCACUUGCUCCGGCACAUCCGCAUCCCUUAUUUCAACAUCCACCCGAUGCCCGUGCACCUGAACCGGAGGCUCUGCGUGGAAGGCGACCGAGGGCCGGAGCUUUACACCAACGAGAUCGGGGCCUUGGUAGCCAACUCCAGCUUCGACCUGAUUCUCCUGGGAAUGGGCACUGACGGGCACACGGCUUCUCUCUUCCCCUACUCGGCCGGCCUUGAAGGAGACCAGGACGUCAUCUUCGCCGAGAGCCCCGCCAAACCACACCAGCGUAUGACGGUCACUCUGUCACUUAUCAACAAAGCCAGACAAGUGUCCAUCUUGGUGAUGGGGAAGAGCAAACACGAGACGGUCUCGAUUGUCAGCCGGUCAGGAAACGACGCCGAGAAGUGGCCAAUAUCGGGGGUGAAGCCCCAAAAAGGCCAAAUAUCCUGGUAUAUCGAUUACGAAGCCUUAAUGGGGUGAUUCUUUCUCAAACUGGGGGUUCCCCCCUUUAACCUGGCGUUACUCAGCAGAAAUCCUUCAGGGUAUGGUGUGAAAAUUGUCUGGGGGACGAAUUGAGGGGGCAAAAAAAUUACUCAAUGGACCACCGCUCUUCAGGUUGUUUUUCUUCCCAUUAAAUUGUCUUAGUAACAGCCAAGCCAGGUUUUCUCACCACCCAGGAAGUGGCCUAAUUCCCUGCUCAUCUCUCAGGUUUGUGUAAAGCUUCAUUGAAAGAACAUCCAAUGUUUGGUGGCUGCUUCCUCUUCCCUUUAUUAAUUUAUCUAAUUCUUGUUAAUUGAGCCGUCGGAGGUGGCAUUCAUUACCGCACCUUGUGGCGCUGAGUUCCACUGGCUGAGGUUGCUUUUCAAGUGGGAAAUCGAGAAAGAGGUAGGAAAUAUUUUAUAAAGUUCUUUCCUACCUUCCUAGUCAAGGAACAAGUUUGCUGUGUGCCUCAGUUUCUCCCCCCCCCCUCGGGCAUUAUUUAAACAACCUCAGGAAGCUUUCAAGUGGAAAAUUGGGAGAGGUAGGAAAUAUUUUUUUUUCCAGUUCUUUUUUCUACCUUCCCAGUCGAGGAACAACUUUGCUGUGUGCCUCAGUUUCCCCCUUUGGGAGUCAUUUAAACAACCUACCUCGCAGAACUACCUGCCAUUCAAUCCCAGGUAAAAAAGUAUACAGAAAUCGACUGCCAGAAAUUCAGUUUUGAGAUAAAAAUUAGUUUAACUGAGCGGGUUUAUCGAUGUUCAGCUGUGGGCCAACAUCAGGCUCUUUUUGUGUAUAGAAAAAGGCAGGUUGGUUUUGACCUGUAGAGGUUGGGCUGAAUUCCCCCCCAAAAAAAAUUGCACUUCUAAGCAGACAAAAUGUUGCUAACUUUUCUGGUGUCCCUCCAAUUCAAAUCAGCAUAAUUCUGCUCUGGAUCGGAGAUUUUAUCUUGCAAUCUAGUUUUGAUUUGGUGUCAAACGAGUUGCUGAAACUGACUUGGGGCAACUGGUGGAAAAAAAAUAUAGAGAAAUAUAAUUUUACCACCAGGUGGUGCCCUUUCCUAAUUCUGGAUAGAAUGUUUUGCAAAAAAAAAAAAAAACAGAAACAGCAAACAACAGACGGUGGGGGAUGAUAGGGAUUGUAAUCCUUGAAGCCCAGAGGGCAGCAAUUUAUAGAAGGGUACACUAGCAUAAAAAAAAAAAUGGGACAAACCAUGUUUCUUUUUCUGAAUUUAAACUAGAGAUGGUUGAAGUUUGAUGGAAUUAUUGCAAUAAUCAGAAAGUGCCUUAAAGAGCUGUUUUCCUGCUAGGGUGUUUUCAAACAUGGCCACUUUAAGGGGUGUGGACUUCAAAUCCCAGAAUUCCCAAGCCAGCCUGGAGAAUUCUGGGAGUUGGGCGGGUCCACACCCCUUAAAGUGGCCGUGUUGAAAAAAAAUUCAAUUUAAACCAAUGUUUCCCACGUGUGAUUUUCGAUAACUACUGAUAUUUUUCAACAUCUUCCUGUUUUGUCCAAAACGAUCGAUGUUCAGUAUUUAUACGCCUGAAAUAAGUUGGUUUUUUUUUUAAAUUUUGUACAAGAAAAUUGUAAUAAAUUGUUCGG